AAGCAUCACAACAUCACGUACACAAGCUAGCUGCCUAGCUACCUCUCAAAGCCUCGCUCGAACUAUAAACUAGCAGCCUCAAAUCAUCAUCAUGGCGUCUACCGGCAGUCGUCCCAGCAGGGUGCUCUUGCAGAUCGCUCUCUUGGUCGUCGUCGCGGCGGUCAUCAUCAACAGCUCCGUCUGCCUUGGAGCCGUCGUAGGCUCUGGUGCUCUCAACCCUAGCCGCCCUGAUUUCCCGUCGCCGCGUGGUGGACCAUACACCGGCCGGCCGUGCCGCACAUAUUACGAAUGUCGUGGUGGACCACCCGCAGGUGGCAAACCCUGAUUACACCCGUGCGCAUGAACCGACAUAUGUAACUCGGAAAUGGCGGCCUAGCUGCACGCAUGCCUCUCGUCCUACUUUUGAGCACAAGUUACUGUACUGUCACGCAUCACCUUACACACAGUAAUAAUACCGUCUCGUGUUGUAAGUACAUAGUUAAAGUCGAAUAAAACUGGAUUCUUGCAUGUCUGGAAA
Messenger RNA from Hordeum vulgare subsp. vulgare (domesticated barley), 517 nucleotides. RefSeq names its product protein WIR1A-like. The transcript is spliced from 2 exons. The record is from RefSeq and is a predicted model, not a curated record. NCBI's taxonomy places the organism in Eukaryota, Viridiplantae, Streptophyta, Magnoliopsida, Poales, Poaceae. The coding region runs from base 92 to 325 and encodes 77 amino acids.